Messenger RNA from Lathyrus oleraceus (garden pea), 1317 nucleotides. RefSeq lists its product as uncharacterized. The coding region runs from base 799 to 1302 and encodes 167 amino acids. Gene Ontology annotation, molecular function: RNA methyltransferase activity. The record is from RefSeq and is a predicted model, not a curated record. The transcript has 4 exons. Gene Ontology annotation, biological process: RNA methylation. Lineage: Eukaryota; Viridiplantae; Streptophyta; Magnoliopsida; Fabales; Fabaceae.
UUUUAUUGUGUAAGUGUCAUGCUACUAUCACUUCCCUCAGCGUGGUUGAUACCCAUAAGAGGUCUUUGGUACUAAGUACAUGGUAGUGCAUUUUUUAGAUUCUAUUUAUUGAUCACAUGUUCUUGGGUUUACUAUUCUAUUCUAAUUAUGUGUAUUUUUAUUGUGUUAGUCGGAAGAGUUUAAUUUUGAGUACAUGGCAGUGCAUGUCCCCAAGAGCAACACUGCAACUUUUCAUUUCUUCACAAAGAAAUUACGGUACAACAAUGAUGCUGAGGAGGAGAAUGCUUAUGUCAUAAGGAAGCAACUUAAGGUAUAUGAUCCUAUAAUCCAAUUCACUAUUUACUUGAUGGUUGGUCACUAGUCUGUAGGGAAUGAUAAUUUGCUUUUCAACUAGCUAAAUUCCUUUUGAUGCAAUGUGUUACUCUUAUAUGGAUGAAUGUUCUUAGUAUGUAUUUGGUAACCGUUAUGCCUGUUGUAUUGGAAGACAUAUUCAACUUCAACUCUAGUAUAUUAUUCUAUUAGAAAGCUCAAAAGAACUAAGUAAGAAAUAUCCUAUGGUGCUAGUUCUCAUAUAGAUAUGUUAUAAUUUCGUAGGACUUUGUCAAAAAGACACUUUCAUACCUAUUAACUUGGUCCACAAUUACGUAAGCAGAACUUGAAAAAUAAUGUUAUAAUUUCGUAGCAAAAAAGCAGAACUUUGUCAGUAUUGUUUUUCUUCCGGGUUAAUGGAAAGUGCCCACUAAUGCAUACCGAGAAGGAAAGAUAUAUGGUAUUGAUGCAUCUUCUGGAGCUGCUGUUAUGGCUUUAGGCAUAUCACCGGGGGAUCAUGUGUUGGACCUAUGUGCCGCACCUGGUGCUAAACUUUGUAUGAUAUUAGACCUUCUUGGUGAUUCGGGCUCUGUAACUGGAGUUGAUGCUGCAAGGCAUCGGUUGGCAGCGUGUAGAACAAUGCUGCAGAAGUAUAAACUGGGUGAUAGAUGCCGGCUUUUUGUUGCUGAUGGAACAACAUUUUCAGUUAUUCCUGAGGGGUUUCGUUCUGAUUCUGAAUCAUACGAGUCUAGAUCGGAAGAAAGAAUGGACGUGUUCAAGGAGUGGACAUCUAGAAGACCAUGGAAAGAAAGGAAAAAAGCAAAGAAGUGUGCCACUCUACAAGUGGUGUCUAAGUCUCACCCUCCUGAACUCAUAUAUUAUGGACAGCAUUCUGGAGUUAUUGGUCUUACUAAAGGAGAAUUAUAUAAGACUGUAGCUGAAAAUGAGAUUGCAGGCUAUGACUAUGACAAAGUAACUACUGUAUUACUUUGAAUUCAUUUUGCACAG